Bursaphelenchus xylophilus (pine wood nematode) is the source of this 276-nucleotide messenger RNA. The record is from the annotation of a GenBank genome assembly. NCBI's taxonomy places the organism in Eukaryota, Metazoa, Nematoda, Chromadorea, Rhabditida, Aphelenchoididae.
AUGCGACUACCAUUUGUCUUGUUGUUGGUUGUGUCUUGUCAUGUGGCCUCUGGGAAUUUAUGGAACACGAUCAUCGACCCAUUAAAGCAGAUUCCCAAAGCAGUAGUGGAUUCUGGUAACGCCAUUAAGGUUAGCAAUAGCAGUAUAACCAGCAAAAUUUGAUUAAUACGGUAUCCUCAUUUAUCGUUGAAUUUUCAGGACAAAGCUAACGAAGUUGGAAAAGCGGUUGUUGGUAACAUCACCACCUACGCAAACCCUCGUAAGAAACUACGGUAG